Messenger RNA from Ectocarpus sp. CCAP 1310/34, 2217 nucleotides. The record is from the annotation of a GenBank genome assembly. Lineage: Eukaryota; Phaeophyceae; Ectocarpales; Ectocarpaceae.
AUGAUGCCGAGCUUUGAUGUACCCAACUCCGCCGCACGGCUCACGAGCAACACCCGGCACAUUCUCUCUCGCCUCGGCUUUGGUCUUGACGCUGACGACGAGCACACCGGCAUGAUGGCAGCUAACGAUGAGGCAGAGAACGAGGCAUCAACCGAACAGCAGCAUCGCAAGGAGCAGCUUCGCGGUGGGGAAAAGCAUGUUACUACCGCCGCCGAUGAACUCGACAACGACAACGGCUUCCAGGAAGAACUGAAAAGGGUAUUCCACCUCGCGGUGCGCGCGGACAGCACAUAUGAGAGAGAGUUCAUGGGCACACUUUCGCACACGGAGAAUGAACUUCGUGGGGAUGAGUCCGUUGACGUGUCGAAGUGGAAGAAGGUCGUGUUUCUGCUCUGCUGCCGCCUCACAAACACAGUGUUCAAGAACUCUGCGCUUCUCGCUGACAAGAACCGGCUGGUCGCCGAGCUGCACCGCACUGGGCUUGAGCUGGAGGAGACGAGAAACCUCGUAUCAUCCCUUCUCGACAGUCACGUAACCGUUGAUGGUGGGCCCGGGGACUCAGCGGUGACGGUGUCGGCACCGAACGCGCCUUCGCGCGACCAGUCGAACGAGAGUUUCGUCCAGAGCGCGACGGCGGUUGACGGCGACGGCGUUGACGCGCCACACUCCGACCAUCAGCGAACCUCGUUCUACGACUCUGUCAAUUCUAGCAACGGCGACGGUCUCAACGGUGGCCCGGUGACGCUUAGCAUGGCCUCCGAACGCUGGAAGGACAACUCCUACCACCCCAAUAGCGACAACGCCGGGAGGCGGUCGAGGUUUCCAUCUGGAGCCGGUACGUUGGCCAGGCUUGCAAAGCUUCAAGGUCAGCAGCAGGGUGAGCGUGUUGAGACAAUUAUUCGUGAUGAUUUCGAAGAUGUCGCCGCGGCGGCUACAGGCAUUGCCCAAACUACCGACAGCCCAGUGGCGUCCGAACGAUCGGCUUCUAUGGUUAUCACGACGGCGUACCACACCGAGGUUUCUGUUGGCGACCCGAUCCUGCAGUGCUUUGGGAGUGGACUUGCUAGGCUUGUUUCGCCCGGUGCAAUGCCCAUCUCCGCGAAAGUAUCAGAGAUUGCGGCGGAACCGGCACCUGCGCCCCUGGGGUUGGAGAUGUCGUAUCUUCUCCCGAGUAAGGCUGAGAACGUCCCCUUGGCCGCUGCGCGAUUGGCCAUUUCCCGAUCUCCGAUCACGGUCGGGCCACGAAAAUGCUCUAGGGUUGCACAGACGAAGCGAACAUCGCCCCUCCGAAGUCACAGCACCACGGCCGACGGACGGGGAGGAACGUCAGUGGUGGGGACAGCGGUGGUACGCGCGAGGCCCCGGGCUCACUGCCAGCAGGGGCCCCAAGAGAACGCAGCACGAGCCUCAGCGGUGUCCUCAGCAGAGCGGGCGGCGGCCUUCGAGACAGAGAUAACCGACCCUCUCGCCGAAGAGAUCAAGGAAAACAUUCGCUUGAUUUCUCCGAGGCCCACGUCCCGCCGCCCCUCGACUACGUCGGCUGCAUCCCCUCUUGCCCGGGUGCUACAGGAGGCCCGCGCCCCUGUACCCCAUCCUCCUUCACCUUCUUCUUUGCUGUCGACCGCCGGAGCUGCUUUGCCUGUCGCUUCCACGUCUCCGGAACGGUACGGGGCCAGGGGAUUGCAGCGAAUCCACCAGCGGCCUCCGUGGCGGUUCGCCCGCUCGUCCACGUUUGCCGCCGCUGCCCGUUCCGCGAAUCAAAGCGCUUCCUGCCACCGGGGCCGGAGUGCUCAUCAAUCAAGGAUGGACGAAGAGUUCGUAACGGACAUCUCGGAGGAGCUGGACAGAACCAGAAAGGCAAUCCAAAGGAGCACCUCGGAGAAGAUCUCCGCGCUAAAGAAGGAGCAAGCGACGGCGGCGGUAGCAGCAAGGAAGUGUUCGGCGUCGUCAGUGCAGAGGCAUGCGACGGCAGUGGAGGGCCGCAGAAAUGCAGCGACACAGCAGUCCGCCGGGGGAGGUUCACUGCCCUUGUUCGGCUUGCAGCUCAAAGCCGGAUGCCGACCCAAGGAAACCGUUGCCAGCAAGGCCGUGAUCAAAGAAAAUGCCGGGACGAAGGCCCCCCGGAAGGGUCCUCGGUCGACGGUGGUUGGACCUGGGCGCGGAACCAAGGGGCGGCAGCGGGCUCGGGCGUGUCUCCCCCGCGAGGUACGGAUAUGA